AUGGCCCUGGCUUUGGAUGCUCUGCUGGCUAGGGUGAAGGAUGUGUGCCGGAGAAAUGGGCUGCUCAUUCUGUCGGUGCUGUCUGUCAUUGUCGGCUGCCUCUUGGGCUUCUUCCUGAGGACCCAGCGCCUCUCACCCCAGGAAAUUAGUUACUUCCAGUUUCCUGGAGAACUGCUGAUGAGGAUGCUCAAGAUGCUGAUUCUGCCCCUUGUCGUCUCAAGCUUGAUGUCAGGUCUUGCAUCCUUGGACGCCAAGACCUCCAGCCGCUUGGGAAUCCUCACGGUGGCCUACUACCUCUGGACCACCUUUGUCGCCGUGAUUGUGGGCAUCGUCAUGGUCUCCAUCAUCCACCCUGGUGGUGCAGCUCAAAAGGAAACCACUGCCCUGAGUGGGAAGCCCAUCAUGAGCUCGGCCGAUGCUCUGCUGGACCUCAUCAGGAACAUGUUUCCUGCAAACCUAGUUGAAGCCACCUUCAAACAGUACCGCACCAAGACCACUUCCGUGGUCAAGUCCAACAAGGCAGUGACAUCAGAGGCUACCCCUCAUCGGAUCCUCAUCUAUGGAGUCCAGGAGGAGAAUGGAUCCCAGGUACAGAACUUCGCCCUGGACCUCACACCUCCCCCAGAGGUUGUGUACAAGUCUGAACCGGGCACGAGUGAAGGCAUGAAUGUGCUGGGGAUCGUCAUCUUCUCAGCCACUAUGGGGAUCAUGCUGGGCCGCAUGGGAGACAGCGGAGCCCCCCUGGUCAGCUUCAGCCAGUGCCUGAACGAGUCCGUCAUGAAGAUCGUGGCGGUGGCUGUGUGGUACUUCCCCUUUGGCAUCGUGUUCCUGAUCGCGGGGAAGAUCCUGGAGAUGGAUGACCCCACAGCCAUCCGGAAGAAGCUGGGCUUCUAUGCCAUCACGGUGGUCUGCGGCCUGGUGGUGCACGGACUCCUCAUCCUCCCCACGCUGUACUUUGUCAUCACCAAGAAGAACCCCAUCGUCUUCAUCCGGGGCGUCCUUCAAGCCCUGCUCAUCGCCUUGGCCACCUCUUCCAGCUCGGCCACUCUGCCCAUCACCUUCAAGUGCCUGCUGGAAAACAACCACAUCGACCGGCGCAUCGCCCGCUUUGUGCUCCCCGUGGGUGCCACCAUCAACAUGGAUGGGACGGCCCUCUACGAAGCCGUGGCAGCCAUCUUCAUCGCCCAAGUCAACAACUAUGAGCUAGACUUUGGCCAGAUCAUCACCAUCAGCAUCACAGCCACAGCGGCCAGCAUCGGGGCAGCCGGGAUCCCACAGGCAGGGCUCGUCACUAUGGUCAUCGUGCUCACCUCCGUGGGGCUGCCCACCGAUGACAUCACCCUCAUCAUCGCUGUGGACUGGGCCCUGGAUCGUUUCCGGACCAUGAUCAACGUCCUGGGGGACGCGCUGGCCGCAGGCAUCAUGGCGCACAUCUGCCGGAAGGAUUUUGCCCGAGACGUGGGCACAGAGGGCCAGAAGCCACCACCGUGUGACCCCAAACCGGUCAGCCUGGAAGAGAUCGUGGCGUCCCAGAGGAACGGCUGUGUGAAAAGCAUGAGCGGGGCCCACGGGCCAGCCCUGGACACAGCCCUCCUCUCUCACCACGUGCCCGUGCAAGUGGAACAAGACGACGAGCCCGCUCCGUCCCUGCCGAGCACUGACCACUGCACCAUCGAGAUCAACGAGCUGGAGACCAACGUCUAGGCCCAAGCAGGGCUCCACGGCCUCUUCUCUGACACGGAGGAUUCUGAGGACGGCCACAGCCCAGGCGGCCGACGAUGGGGGCAUCCCACGUCCCAGGAAAGCCCCUGCUCUCUCGACACCGGGAAGCAGCCUACCUUGGUCCUUCUCUCUGCCUCAGUUGGCUUGGAGGCAUUUUGGUAAAGGAAUGGCUGCCCAGCGCAGAGCUCUGCGAUGCCUGAGUCCCAGACCCUGGCCCUAAGCCACUCUCUGCAGGAAGCUCCAUCAGGGGCCUCCUGGUCACAGCCAAAGCAGCUCUCUGCCAGACUGAGGAGCUCCUCAGGGUCCAGAGGGGAGAAGCCGGGGAGGAGCCAGGGCCUUCGGUGCCAGAGCUGGGCCUCCAGGACCUUCUGCCUGGUGUGUUCCGUUCUGCCCAAGGGCGGGCAUUCCAUGGCUACUGCCUGAGAGACCUCUUCAGCUCUGCACACGCUAGACUGACUGGGGUUCCUGGACCAGGAGACCUCUGGAGGGGGGCCUCCAGCAGCCCCUCCAGUUCUCCUGACAUCCCCAGGAGGUCUCGUGGCUCCUGAGCCCGUGGCACCCUGGGCUUAAAGGAGCACGCAGGGAUGGGCGUUGGCUUUGGGAGAAGGAAAAGGACAAAAUCAUUCCUGUUUCUCGUGGGAGCGUGUUUAUGAUAAACCUGAAGCUUGGGGCACACGUCUGGAUGUUUGAUCCUGAAGGGAAGACAGGGGUUGGGAGGGCGGAGAGUGAUGGUGGACCAAGAAGGGGAAGGGCAAGAGGAAUGCUCAUUGGCAGCAGCCUGGAGAGAGGGAGUCAAUGAACGCACUGGGAGCUAGGCGCUGUGCUAGGGAAGGAUGGGAGCUGGGGACAACCUGAACUAGCUGCAGAGCCCAUCAUUCAAUUUUCAGCACAAGCAUUUACGCCUGGGAAAUCAGCAGAAUCUAGACAUCGGAGCUUGAUUUUCUUUAGACUUGAGGAAAUGAUAGAAAGAAUUUUUUAAAUUUUAUUUGAUUUUAUUUUCAGCUCUGAAUUCUCUUCUCCCCAUCUCCCUCUGCCCCCAUGAGAAAGCAAGAAAAACAAAACUUUUAUUUAAAUAAGCGUUUAUGAAGCACCUACUGGGUGCCAAGUAAUGUGCUGACCAUGUACGUUACAAACAUUGUCUUAUUUGAUCCUCACAACAGCCCUAGAAGGGAAGUUCUGUUAUUAUCCCUCUUUUACAAUUGGGGAAACUGAGACAUAAAGAGAUUUAAGCACUGAGCAUCAUAUAACUGAUAAGUGGCUAAGGCUGAAUUUGAACACAGGUUUUCCUGACCCAGUGCUCUAUCUUCUGCAUCACCCAGCUGCCUCUCAAAGCCCUUUAUGGAUUUGUUUAGACAAGCAAAACAAAUUCACUCAAUAGCUGUGUCUAGGGGGAAAAAUUGUCUUGAUCUAUCAUUUCUCUGUUUGGAGGUUGAUAGCACAUGAGAAAAGUGUUAAUAUUACAGAUUAAACUUUCAAAUGUGUUGUGUGUUUUUGGAAAGCUGGUUGUUAAACAUUUCCCAGUAUACCCCUGGUCUGUCUCCAUAAGACACAGGAAAUUUAGGUCCUAAUACUGUAGCUGUAGCUUCCCCAUGGAAGGUCUGGUCAAUGCCUACUCCAUACCUUUGUAAAAAAUGGAGACUUGAACCCAGGACUCCAGGCCCCAGAAGUCCUUGCUCACUUCCCAGAAUGCUUUGUGAUCACACUGAAUUCUCACCUGGGUGAGUUCACAAAUUAUUAUUUAAAGGAGUUCUCCACCUACUGAGGUUUCUUCCUGUUUCCGCUGGCAAGCAGACGCAUUUCAUGAUGUAGGUGAGGUUGAAUGGGCCUCUCGGCCCACCUAGACACAUGCUUUUCUUACUUGUAUUUUCUUAAGCUCUUAAGCUU
Molecule: messenger RNA, 3606 nt
Organism: Monodelphis domestica (gray short-tailed opossum)
Lineage: Eukaryota; Metazoa; Chordata; Mammalia; Didelphimorphia; Didelphidae
Gene: SLC1A7
Product: solute carrier family 1 member 7
Biological process (GO): L-glutamate transmembrane transport
Cellular component (GO): plasma membrane
Molecular function (GO): neutral L-amino acid transmembrane transporter activity; glutamate:sodium symporter activity; L-glutamate transmembrane transporter activity
Source: RefSeq, a predicted model, not a curated record